UCGCCCUAAAAGACGCGGCCGAAAAAGCAGUAAAAAACUGUCAUGGUGGCCUCCUAUGCACAGAUAGAAAAAUGUUUGCCCUUUCUAACUGCCGCCUAUUAUUGCAGACUCUUUCCAGACAACCAGUUACUCCAAGUGUCAGAGCGGUACAAUGUACGAGAAGUCUGACAUCUCCUCAGCAAGAGCCGCCGAAGAAAGAUGAUAUGCCCAUCAAAUUAGAAAACCCAUACAAGCAACCCAAAAAAACUUGCAUUCUGUGCAAUAUAACCGUAGACUUCAAAAAUGUUCAGCUGUUGUCUCAGUUCAUUUCACCACACACAGGCAGAGUAUAUGGCAGGCAUAUAACAGGCUUGUGUGGUCAGAAGCAGAGGGAGGUAUCAAAGGCAAUAAAGAAAGCUCGCUCAAUGGGUUUUAUGUCAGUCACACUGAAGGAUCCACAGUUUAUCAAAGACCCCGACAUUUGUGGCAACACACUUUGAUUAAGAUACAUUGGAUCAAAAUGUUGCAAAUAAUCAAUAACUUAAAGCCAGGAUUGGUAAAAUUGUCUCAAUUUAAAGUGACUUUGUGUUUUUUGUUUCUAUAAGCGUGUUUUUAAUAAUACAAAAUUGUUGUGAAAAUAAACUGAAAUAUUAAUAAAUCAGAAAAUCA
Messenger RNA from Paramisgurnus dabryanus, 648 nucleotides. RefSeq names its product mitochondrial ribosomal protein S18C (gene mrps18c). Gene Ontology annotation, molecular function: small ribosomal subunit rRNA binding; structural constituent of ribosome. Gene Ontology annotation, biological process: mitochondrial translation. The record is from RefSeq and is a predicted model, not a curated record. Lineage: Eukaryota; Metazoa; Chordata; Actinopteri; Cypriniformes; Cobitidae. Gene Ontology annotation, cellular component: ribosome; mitochondrial small ribosomal subunit.